Molecule: messenger RNA, 4850 nt
Organism: Melanotaenia boesemani (Boeseman's rainbowfish)
Lineage: Eukaryota; Metazoa; Chordata; Actinopteri; Atheriniformes; Melanotaeniidae
Exons: 14
Coding region: 2258-4534 (758 amino acids)
Biological process (GO): proteolysis; DNA integration
Molecular function (GO): cysteine-type peptidase activity; nucleic acid binding
Source: RefSeq, a predicted model, not a curated record
GGUGACACAGAGGCUAAUCAAUUUUUAGCCAUACUGAACAAAUAUACUUUUUAAUUGCAUAAAUCACUUUCUAGCAAGCAAAACCUGCUAUUACAAGGCCUAUUUCACAAUAAGAGGCUUCUGAGGUAAACAUUUGGAACUGGAUGGUCAGUAAACUGCAGAGUAGGGUUGUCAUAAGUAAACUGUGGCUGUAAUUAAAAGUCAUUACAGCCUCCUGUUUAUUGUAUUACCAUUCAUUUUGGCUAUGUAGUAAAACUCUCUCAAUUUGAAAUUUUUUGUUUGUCAUGUCAAUUUUAUUGUACACACAACAGCACACUGUUUAGAUUUUGCAUGCAUUAACAUGGGUAAAAUAUGACUGAAUAAAAAAAAUAAAUAAAUAAAUAAAAAAAAAAAAAGAAAAUAUGAUUUCAGUUUCCAAAAAGUCUUUAUAGCAUUUCAUUAGACAUUUCAUUUUAAAAUGCAACUUUUUCAAAAUAAGUUCAUGUUUAACAUUUCAGCCUAUCCUGUCCCCAUUAAACAUUUUGAUGAGAUUUUCCAAGUAUAUUAUAAUGAAGCUGAAGUUGAUCCCCACAUAACCAAUACUAUGAACAAUAAAAUGUAUUUUGAACAGAAAUGUAUUUCUGUAUCUUUAUAUUUUCAUCAUAAUUUUCUAAGUAGUCAAAAAUGUGCUCUUGUACAGUCAUUAUGGUUUAAUUAAGGCAGUGUUCCCGCUGAAUUGCUUGGCUGCUGCUCAUUGGUUUGUAGGCCACCCUUAAUUGGCAAUUAAGCAGUCGCUGCCUCAAAGUCUAGAACACGUUGAGUGGUAUCUUAUUAUACCGCUAGCAUGGAUGCAACACUGCAUCAUCAUAUUUUGACUUUUAAGAGCCAAGGAACUUUCCCACCUGGCCUUUCACCUUCCCAGAAAUCCAAUUUUCACCGAAAAGCAAAGAGCUUUGAAGUCCAAGGUGAGUUAAUUGUCUAUUUUCAUAUGUGCAUAUACUUGCACAAAAUCCCGAUUGUAUUCUUUGCUCUCAUGUAUACUUUUCUGAGAUUGUGUCAAAUUUCCAAAUAAUAUCUGUAUGUGUGUACAGUAUGUAUGUAAAACAAGAGUACUAAAGGUUAACUGGUGAACAUGGUCACAUUUGUUAAUUAUUUAACAUGCAUUUAGUAAUGGGUGGUGGUGGGGUGGGUCUGGUAGGUUUUAGGUACAUGUAAAUGUGGAUAUUAUAGAACUGUUGAAAGUGUCAGGUGAUAUUUUUCAAAGGACAUCUCAUUUUGCUUUUGACUUCAAAAUUAUUCUUAGUUUUUCCAACAGUUUACUACAACCCACUGCAAACGGUUUAGUAGCACUUUGAUUGAGUUUAUAACUGUCCAAUAAGGUGGAUUAAUUUGAUAUAACAUGGUUUUCAGAGAUGAUGUAAAAAUAUUUUCCUUUAAUUUCUUUUGCUCUCUCAGAAAGAUGUCAUAUUUCUUAGGUUGUAAAUAUGUGCUGAUUUUCUAAAUGCUUUUGGUAUGCACUGUCCAAUCAAUUGUAAAAGAACAAUAUAAUUUCUCACAUAAUUUAUCUGAUUAACAUUGGACAAAAAAGAGGGUAGUUUUGUGGACUCAUUCUUUCAAAAAUAUCUUACACACUUUAUGAACUGUAUUUGCCUCAUGCUCAGAAACAUAACUUUCUUGCCCUUGAUUAUAUCUCACUGAUUUACAUCUUCAAACAAACACUCAUAAUUGCUGGUGUAUCUGACAACCUCCUUAUGAUAACUUCCAAAUUGUAAAUUUGAACCUCUAAAAGUGAUUACCACAGCUUGAUUUCUAAGUGUUUAAGCAAAUCUAAGAGUUGAUGAUUUGAAUGUACAAAUUGACUGGUAGUUUCAAUGUCAUUCAGCGUUUACAUUUCGUACAGUGUACAUGGGACACGAUGGAAUGCUCCUAGCACUCUGUUAUACUUUACUAUUUUUAGUUCUACAUAUAUUUUUUUAAUUCUCCACUUCAAAUAUAUGUAUUUUCACCCAUGUUAACUGCAAAUUCAAUAAUGUUAACUUUAUAAAUAUCUCUUUGACCGUUUUAUAAAGGAAAUUAUGUAUUUCUCUCACUAAUCACAGAUGGACAGCUAUUCUACAUUCGCCACAAAGAUAAGCCCAAAUCUUUAAAGGCUAAGGUAGUAGUUGGCCAAAAGGAGGCCAAUGAAGUUUUUCUUGAUUUUCAUGCCAGCAGCAGUGGUGCACACUGUGGGCAAAAGAAGACAAGGGAUGCAAUCUCUCAAAGGUUUUACUGGCCUGGAAUGUCAGAAGACAUUACUUUGUGGGUGAGUCAGUGUGUGGCAUGCCAGGCCAGCACAGUAAAGAUAAAACAAGAGGUAAGUCAGCCAUUUGAGUUACUUGGCAUGGAUCUUGUGGGAAAACUUAAAACCACAUCGGAUGGAUACCAGUACAUAUGUGUACUGAUUGAUUACUACACGAAGUGGCCACAAGCUUAUCCCUUAAAGACCAAAAGUGCAGAGGAAGUGACCAAGUGUCUUUUAAAGUUUGUAUAUCAGUUUGAGGCCCCAAAACGGGUCCUGACUGAUCAAGGAAAGGAGUUUGUGAAUGAGAUCAAUAAAAAGGUGUGCAAAAUGCUGGGUAUUCAGCGAAGCCUUUGUGCCCCGUACCACCCCCAAACAAAUGGGUUGGUGGAAAGAAUGAAUGGCACCAUACAGAGAGCACUUUCUAAACUGGUCCAGAGUAAACCAGAGGAGUGGGAAAAACAUUUGGAUGCUGUUUUAUUUGGCCUCCGAACAAAGCGUCAGGUGACCACCAAAUUAUCUCCCUAUUUUAUGAUGUUUGGCAGGGAAGCCAGGUAUCCAACUGAAAUCCCAGAAGAUUACAGGGUUGACAACAGUGUGGAGGAGAAUUUGUCUAUUGAGGAAGCAACUGAAAACAUUGUUAAACGGGAUGAAGCCAUUCAGGCUGUGUUGUCCUCAAAAAGUAUUCCCAAAAGCACCAAGUGCAAAGUUGAAGCCACCCAUAAGUUUGAUGUGGGGAUGAAAGUGUGGCGACUCAAUCCAAGAAGACAAAGGCAAAAAGGAGGAAAGUUGGACCAAAAAUUCCUUGGGCCCUACACUAUCGUGUCUAUUAGUGGAAAAAGUGUUGAUCUGAAGGACAGCCAAGGUGUGAUCACAACUAAAAUAAACACAGAUCACCUGAUGUGUUACAAGGAGGAGAAGCCCAGGGUGCCCCGGAAGUGCAAGGAAGUCUCACUCACCACAGCUGUGUCUGAAUCCAUGCUCACUACACCGGUCUCCUCACUUCAGCCUGCCCCACCCGUGUCUUCGUCCCAUCCUGCCACACCUGAGCCUUCAUCCCAUCCUGCCACACCUGAGCCUUCGUCCCAUCCUGCCACACCUGAGCCUUCUUCCCAUCCUGACAAACCUGAGCCUUCAUCCCGUCCUGCCACACCUGGGCCUUCGUCCCAUCCUGCCACACCUGAGCCUUCUUCCCAUCCUGCCACACCUGAGCCUUCGUCCCAUCCUGCCACACCUGAGCCUUCAUCCCAUCCUGACAAACCUGAGCCUUCAUCCCGUCCUGCCACACCUGAGCCUUCAUCCCAUCCUGACAAACCUGAGCCUUCAUCCCGUCCUGCCACACCUGGGCCUUCGUCCCAUCCUGCCACACCUGAGCCUUCAUCCCAUCCUGCCACACCUGAGCCUUCAUCCCGUCCUGCCACACCUGUGUCCAUUGUGACACCCACCUCCUCAGGACCGAAUCCUUCAGGCUCUGGUUUUCUAAACUGUACCUUGGAUCCCUCAGUUGUCAAAAAUGUGAAAGAUGCAUGGGAAGGGGAAAACAGUGGUGUUCUUGUGUCCAAAAUUGGACCAUAUAAGUUAUUUUUUGGUGACAUUUUCAACACGGCCCCUCAAAGAGAACUGGAAAGUGAGGUUAUAAAUGCAUACCUGACCGUGCUGGUGAGAAAAUUCAAUGACAAAAACACAGAAAGGGCAUUUGUCAUUGACUCCUUUGAAAUGACAAACAUAUGGCAACAGAAAAAACCAAAGAUAAAAAUUGACCCGGUUUUAUACAAGUACGUCCUAGGGAUAGUCAAUGAGAGCCAUCACUGGAUGCUAGUGGUCAUGUUACCAGGAGAGAAGAGGAGUCUUUUCCUGGAUCCAUUGGGUGAGAGCACAUCCAAAAUAAAUCACUGCAAAGACAUUUCCAGAUCAUUCAUGAGACUCAAGGGUUUAAAUGCAUCCAGAUGGAAAUGUGACACAGUCAGUCACCCAAUCCAAAAAGAUGCCACUUCAUGUGGUGUCUAUGCAUUAAAGUUUGCUGAGUGCAUCCUGAGUGGCCUUCCUGUUGCAUUUGACAACUCAGUGAAAACCAUACAUGAAAUGAGAGAGCAGAUUGCGAUCUGCCUCCUGGAAAACACAGACGACUUGACUGAACUUUGCCAUCUUUGUGGGCUGGUGAAUGGUGACACCCACUGGAUUGGGUGUGACUUGUGCCCACGAUGGUAUCACCGAAACUGCCUGAAAAAGAAAACAAGGAAAAAGUUUGUCUGUGAAGUGUGUCAGAAGAAGAAAUAAUGUCUUCAUUUGGCUGAUUACUACUUUGAUUUUUUUUUUAUAUUUUUUUUUAUUUUAUGGUAUUUGGGGCAAACACCGGGCAGCUGUAUGCCUAUGUCACUGACAGAAAGACACAAAGGUCUGAUAAGAGGUAGUUGACUUUUAAAGGUUAGUGUUUUUCAUUUGAACAGACAUGUUUAUAUGUUGACAGAAAAAAGCAUUUCGUAAAAUUUCAUUUGGAAAUGCAUGAUGCAAAGGCAAUCUGUGUGGUGAUGUUUUCAUUAAAAUCUAUUUGACAAAAUAAAACAAUUCUAAGAUUCUGAUUCAUUUAAUCAAU